Molecule: messenger RNA, 2367 nt
Organism: Clonostachys rhizophaga
Lineage: Eukaryota; Fungi; Ascomycota; Sordariomycetes; Hypocreales; Bionectriaceae
Source: the annotation of a GenBank genome assembly
AUGCCGAACUUCCAACUUGCAGAGUGGCUUAUAAGCGAUGCGGAGAUGCUGCGGCAUGAUGAAGAACUCACGAGAAUCAAGGCCUCUUUGGGUGAAGGUGGCACUGAUCUAUCAGCAAAUAAUGCUCAAGGUAUCGAGGAUGCCGAGGCUGGAGAUCCAGCUCCUGCGGGCAGCACCCAGGAAGUGGCCGCCAAGGUUCAGUACCUGUACGGCGAUGAUUUGGGACAUGGGCGUGUGAACUGGAAAGCAAAGCCCACUCAUCCAGACGAUCCCAAGUCUGACCUCAUCAACAAGGACUCUGGAUAUGUCGUGCGCAAAACCUCACAAGGCGUCAAUCAUCCUUGGGAGAUGCACUCCGUCAUCGUUCGAAGCCCUCAUAUCAUGAAGAUCCUUCGACAAAUCCUAUCAGACUACCCCGGGAUCUCGCCUGCGGUCGACCACUUGACAUUAGACAAGCCAUUCAAGCCAAUGCUUCACCAUUGGGAUGACUUUUGCCAGGCUGUCGAGCGGUCCGAUGACUUCACCAAGCAGCACGUUGAGGGAUUUGUGCUAUUCCUCAAGGAGGAACUCGCGCCUUACUUUGAGGUUUUGAAGAAUGCAGAUGCGCAUGGCAUUAUUGAGCACCAAAACCUGUGGACAAUCUUCCCGCCUCAUCAACUUGUUUGGACGGAUCUCAAGCAACACCACUCAAUCGGCGAGGUAGAACAAACAAAGUUGGAUCAAUUCAGGGGCGAUUUCGUUGUAGCAUACAAGCAAACCGUCUGGGAUGGUUUCAAAUUGAUGGCCAAAUCAGGCGCUGUGGGCAUCCCGGCUUUCACUGGGACACGCGCCAUCGCAGGAUUGAACGCAAUUCCACUUUUGAGAAAGCCCGAUGCAGCAGACAUCGGAAAGGUUGUGCUUGACCGCGGGAGAAAAUUUCUCGGCCUUCUCGGUUGCCAUUACCGGGAGUACUUGGGCCUUGGAUCGUUUGAACGGCCGGAUGACAUGCUAGAAAGACCUCAGAUAGAAUGGGAAGCGGUCUCAGGCCGCGUUGUCUUGGAUGCUGCUCUAUGGAAUGGAAAGGUGGGAGAUCGCGGCGAGCCUCCAAAUGCUGAUUCUCUGCCAAAGACCGAUCGAGAAAUUAGUAUUUGCUCCCCGAUGAUCAAGGGUUACUCCUUGACCUCAAAGAAAUGGUAUAACUUGUUUGUGGACAAUGUAUCAGAUAUUGUUUGGGAUGAUUCAUUCUCCGGGUUGGUGCUUAACAACACUGAAAAGGACCUUCUCCUCGGGUUUGCACAGACGAAGCUGUCCAUGACCACCGACUUCGACGAUCUGGUCCGAGGCAAAGGCAAGGGCGUUAUCAUCCUUCUUUCUGGCCCGCCCGGGGUUGGAAAAACAAUGACGGUUGAAUCAAGCGAGCUUGGAAGCGACGCUGCCAAGGUCGAAAAUAACCUGCGUCAAGCUCUCGUUUAUUGUAAAGAGUGGAAUGCAGUGCUGCUUUUGGAUGAGUCAGACAUAUUCCUUCAAAAGCGAAGUGCUACAGAUUUACAGAGGAAUGAACUUGUGUCUAUCUUUCUUCGCCUGCUGGAAUAUUAUGAUGGCCUGAUGUUCUUGACUACCAACAGGAUUAAGGCUAUGGAUCCCGCUUUCCAAUCCAGAAUCGACUUGACAAUUCAUUAUCCAGACCUUUCGGAAAGCUCUAGAGCCCGUAUGCUACACAUCAGCGAGGCUGCGGUCAAGGACGCCAUCACAGUGAAGUCCUGUCUUCCUAUCAUCCGCCAAGCAUACUUGGAAUGCAAUGAGGGUGGCAUCUCUACAGGACCACGGCUUGUGAUGGCCGUCACUGAUUCCGGCGACCAAGGCCAAUGGCUUACAGGAAAGUACCCAACGAAAGGCUUUUUCGGCUCCAAGUUCUCCUCCAACUUUUCGGCAAACCUCAACAAGGGCCUGCCAGCCACGAUCUCGACCAUCAGUUUAUACUCGGCCCAGACAGGCCAGCUUGAGGCUGUGGUCGAGGCCAAUGCUCUCACGGCCAUCAAAACAGCAGGAAGCGCUGCCGUUGCGACUGAGCUCUUGUCGAGACCCGACUCCUCGCGUCUAGCAAUCAUUGGCUCGGGCGUGCAGGCUUUCGACCAGGUCCUUGCCAUCUGUGUAAUUCGGGAUAUCCGCGAAGUCAGCGUUUACGACUUGGACCCCGCGAGGGCCGAGAAGUUUAUUGGCUUUCUCAAAGAAGUGGAUGGAUUCUCUGCCGAAACCAAAGUCGCACAAUCCGCUGAGGUAGCCGUGUCAGAGGCAGACAUUGUGUGUACCUGCACCACGUCUAGGAAGCCCGUAUUCAAGGGCAGCGCCCUCAGGCCAGGUACUCACGUUAACGCUAUUGGCUCGUAA